Messenger RNA from Conger conger (European conger), 3192 nucleotides. RefSeq lists its product as uncharacterized. Lineage: Eukaryota; Metazoa; Chordata; Actinopteri; Anguilliformes; Congridae. The transcript is spliced from 6 exons. The record is from RefSeq and is a predicted model, not a curated record. Bases 121 to 1326 code for a protein of 401 amino acids.
UUUCAAACGCGAGUUUGACAAUACGAAAGAUGAUAGUGUACGUUAAUUUGGCAUACUGAUAUAGCGUGCACGAUGCUUCAUUAAUGACACAGGGGUCGGUUGCCUUCACAGGGAGCCAAAAUGGCAUCGCAGCCUACGAGCCAGCCCGACCCACAGGGCCCAGUGCUGCUGUCCUUUGGGUGCAGGGACACCCACCAUCUCCUGGAGGUGUACGUGAAGCGCAGCCUGAGUGACAGGUCUCCCCUGAGAAGAAGGCUGAGCACCAAGGCCUCGAGGUUCAAGACCCUAGCCAAGGCGCUCAAACCUGGCACCAGAAGGUCCUCCAGUGAUGUUUCUGCCUACUCUAGGAGGCUGGGGUUGGGCAACCAGGGGCUGGUUCCUGCCCCCCUCGAGCUCUCCUCCGGAGACGUCUUUAUGCGCACCUCCGACAGGCCAGACCAGAGCCCGGGGAAGAGCACUGGGAAGAAGGAUCGGUCCAUGCUGAAGAGAUUCCUUGGAAUCUUCUCCAGGAAAGACAGGGAAGAGGAGGAGGAGAGGGAGCCAAGCCCUGAGGGGAUGAGGGUCCAUGGGGCCACGGAGGGCCCCCGCCAGCCCGUUCCCUCCCGUCUUACUCCUGAGCGUCCGCAGACGGGAGCAGGACUCCCAGGGGAGCAGGACUCCCAGCCGGGCCACACAUCCAUGCGAAAGAAGCGCUCCCUCCUUAGACUGCCCCUCCACGGUCAUGCCCCGGAAAGCACCCAGACCCAAAGGCCACCGUCUUUUCGAAUUCUGGCUGGGACGGGACAAACAGAAGCUGUUGUUUGUGUGGAACCCAGCGGUGCGUACUACGAGAAGGUCUCCAAGGAGCUGGAACGCAUUGUGAAAGAGGUGAAAGAUAGCCCGGUCAAUGAGGGCCAGCUGACAUUUGCUGCAUCCGUUCAGAACAGAGCCAGCAUGGUGGCUCCUGAAGAUGAGGAAACCAUCGAGAAGAUCAUCAGCUUGUUAAAGCAACAGGGGGAUGACAUAAAUGUGGAGAUAGAGAAUUGCAGCAGCGUGAGCUCCUUCUUCCAGAGCCUGUCCUACAGGGAUUUCCAGCAGCUGGCCGACCGCUACAUGGAGGAGGAGGUGCCCAGCAACCUCCCCGAGGUCGCUGCAGGCCCUGAGCUGGUCAAGUUCGCCUUCACCCUGGACUUCACCGCCAAAGUGGCCGGCCUUGCCAACCAGGCCGUCAGCCGCAUCAUGGGCUUCGGGAACCAGUACCUCCAAGACCGCUUCACCCAGAUGAGCAAGGUCCAAGUUCCGGUAUCUCAAGGUGAGGCACUUCAAAGUUUCAUGGAUCCAGACUAAUUGCGUCGACCUUUGGGAAAAGAGGAACCAGAUCAAAGUGAUACACCUUUCCUGGAACCUGCUUGACAUUCUCGUGAAAUGCCCGUCACAAGCUAGGAUGUUUGUCCAUUGCCAUUUCCUCCUUUCUCAGGAAAUCCCACACUGGAGGAAUCAGUUGAAAUCCACAUCUGAAGCUCUACCCGCGGCCUGCGGGCUACGCAUAGCCCAAUUUGCACAUGCGGGCAGGCCAAUUCUGAGACUAAUGGACCUCUUUAUUUUCCAGUCAGUGGAAAGAAGAUAAGUAGAAGUUGUCUGGUGCAAUAUCUUAUUUUUUUCAUUGAUGCACUGAUAAAAGAUCUGCAACUUGGAAUGCACGAUUGUGCAAAUUAGGCUGAGAAGCACAGGUUGAGCUCUUGAUUUUAAAAAAAGGUAUAGGCCUAUCAUCUACUGACAGAAAGAGGCUCUACACUUGGCAACCAAUUCAUUACAGACAUGCUAAAGCAAGGCCGCAGUGAUCUGCAGUGUUGCCUUCUGUUGCCAACACAUUUUAUAGACGCGGUUUUUGUUCUCUUUUCUGCGGCACAGGGUACAUGAAAGCACGAACUGUUUUUAUUCCUGGGUGAGAGUUGUUUUCCUUGCCUAAUGUUAUGUGGACUCCCUACACCAGGGGUGUCAAACUGAACUCCCAGGGGGCGGCAGUGUCCAGAGGUUUUUGUGGUUGCCUUUCAAUCAGCUGUCAAUUAAGGCCUUGGGAACAAGGUGUGUGGAUUGCUUAGCCAAUUAAAGACUUAAAUGAACCGCAGGUGGCGGGAACAACCCGAAAACCAGCAGACACUGGGCCCUCCAGGACCGGAGUUUGACACCUGUGCCCUACACUGAUGUAUUUGAUGCAAAAUGGCAGCUCAAUAGCUUCUAAUAUCAGGGUUCUAACAAUGCUGUUCUAACACAUGCCAUUAAUGUAAUGUAAAUGCUGUGGCAUACUGAUCUGCCUUUCAGUAUCACAGCAGUAGUUUAUUCAUAUAAGAAGCAGAACCAGAAUGAAUGACUGCAUUGUGUGAAUUAUGCAUUGCUGACAGGCAUUUAAUUGAGGCAUCGGGAGGUUGGGUGCAUGACCGUAUGCUUGCGAGUCACAGGACCCAGCAUGUGAAUCCCUGGUAUUAAUGUGAUUGGCCACACUGGAGGACCAUGCCUCUCCUCAACUGUGACCGGAAAUGUCAACUUGAAUAUUUGUCAAAAAUAUUUUUAUGUUUGUUUGUAUGUUGUGCGUUUAAUUUUUUGUAAGCACACAUUUUAUCUUAAUGUGUAUGCAGGCAUACACAAGCUCAGCUGGUCUAUUGUCUUUGAAAAACAAAUCAAAUUAAUAAUUGUUUUUGGAUUUGAAUUCAUAUAAGGGAUUUUUUUUUUUUUACACAAGUAUCUAUGUAUGUAACAGUUUGCCAGGCCUAGUAUUUCUUGGCACCCUCCGUGUAUCCAGGCUUUAUACAGGGCUGUAUACUCUCUAUACUACAGUAUAUGAUAAAUAAUAAAUAGUAAUAAGAAUAAUAAAUAGUAAUAAUAAUAAUAAUAAUAAUAAUAAUAAUAAUAAUAACAAUAAUAGUAAUAAUAGCAAAUCCUGAGCCUAGAUUGGCUGAAUGGCCUGUUCACAUCUCACGUUCUGUUUUCCUGUUCUUAUGUUCUUCGAUAGAAACACUAUAACUCAAACAUUCUGUCUAAGCCAUUCUUGCAGGUUUCGAAGCAUGCACCUUGAUGGUAGAAUUGAAUAUGAUUGUAACUGUAGCUCUCUUUUGCACUACCACGUGUAGCCAUGUUGCUCGCCAAUGCAAUUUUGUAACUUGCUUUGGCUAAAAGAAUCUGUUGAAUUACAAAAAGUUCCAUUUUUAAUUGUAA